AUGCACACUAUCCGCCCACAGUUUGUUGAUGAUGAGGUUGCUGACGUCUUUGGCAGAGACAUCGCAGUACUUAAGACCUAUGGCGCUGCGCCCUACGCAAAUGCUCUGAAGGAGCUCGAGAAGAAGAUUAAAGAGAGACAAGCAAGCGUCAAUGAGAAAAUCGGCGUUAAGCUUACACCUGUUCAGGAAUCCGACACUGGACUCGCACCUCCACAUCUCUGGGAUGUUGCUGCCGACCGACAACGGAUGGCCGAGGAGCAGCCACUGCAAGUAGCUCGAUGCACAAAGAUCAUUCAGGAUGAGAAGGACGCGGAUAAAAGCAAAUAUGUUAUCAACGUGAAACAAAUUGCCAAAUUCGUGGUCAACCUUGGUGAACGUGUCAGCCCAACAGAUAUUGAAGAGGGCAUGCGAGUCGGUGUCGACCGGAAUAAGUACCAGAUUAUGCUGCCUCUGCCUCCCAAAAUCGACCCCAGCGUGACAAUGAUGACCGUCGAGGAUAAGCCGGAUGUUACAUACGGUGAUGUGGGAGGUUGCAAAGAACAGAUUGAGAAGCUACGAGAAGUUGUGGAGAUGCCCUUGCUAUCACCGGAGCGAUUUGUGAACCUUGGUAUUGACCCACCUAAGGGUGCUCUGCUUUACGGUCCUCCUGGUACUGGUAAGACUCUCUGUGCUCGUGCUGUGGCCAACCGAACCGACGCCACCUUCAUUCGCGUUAUUGGAAGUGAGUUGGUCCAGAAAUACGUCGGUGAAGGUGCCCGGAUGGUUCGUGAAUUGUUCGAGAUGGCCCGCACGAAGAAGGCCUGCAUUAUCUUCUUCGACGAAAUUGAUGCUGUCGGAGGUGCACGUUUCGAUGACGGUGCUGGUGGUGAUAAUGAGGUCCAGCGUACUAUGCUGGAACUGAUUACACAACUGGAUGGUUUCGAUGCCCGUGGCAAUAUCAAGGUGAUGUUUGCAACCAACCGACCGUCCACUCUGGAUCCUGCUCUGAUGCGUCCUGGUCGUAUUGACCGAAAGAUCGAGUUCUCUCUGCCAGACGUUGAGGGCCGAGCCAACAUUCUGCGUAUCCACGCCAAGAGCAUGUCUGUCGAGCGAGACAUUCGAUGGGAGUUGAUUUCACGACUCUGCCCCAACGCUACAGGUGCUGAGUUGCGUAGUGUUGCAACCGAGGCCGGCAUGUUUGCUAUUCGCGCUCGACGAAAGGUCGCAACUGAGAAGGACUUUUUGGCAUCGGUGGAGAAGGUGAUCAAGGGUAACCUAAAGUUCAACUCCACGGCCACAUACAUGCAAUACAACUAG
Penicillium taxi is the source of this 1296-nucleotide messenger RNA. RefSeq names its product proteasome regulatory particle base subunit RPT1 (gene rpt1). Lineage: Eukaryota; Fungi; Ascomycota; Eurotiomycetes; Eurotiales; Aspergillaceae. Gene Ontology annotation, molecular function: ATP binding; ATP hydrolysis activity; proteasome-activating activity. Gene Ontology annotation, biological process: proteasome-mediated ubiquitin-dependent protein catabolic process. The record is from RefSeq and is a predicted model, not a curated record. Gene Ontology annotation, cellular component: proteasome regulatory particle, base subcomplex. Bases 1 to 1296 code for a protein of 431 amino acids. The transcript is spliced from 3 exons.